Actinia tenebrosa (Australian red waratah sea anemone) is the source of this 6393-nucleotide messenger RNA. RefSeq lists its product as uncharacterized. Gene Ontology annotation, biological process: negative regulation of gene expression; protein poly-ADP-ribosylation. Gene Ontology annotation, molecular function: RNA binding; transcription corepressor activity; NAD+ poly-ADP-ribosyltransferase activity. Gene Ontology annotation, cellular component: nucleus; cytoplasm. NCBI's taxonomy places the organism in Eukaryota, Metazoa, Cnidaria, Anthozoa, Actiniaria, Actiniidae. The record is from RefSeq and is a predicted model, not a curated record.
GACAUCGGUAUAGAACAGCUAUCUUGCAAACCGAAGGACUUCAGUCUAGAACAGCUAUCUCUCAAACCAAAGGACUUCAGUCAAGAACAGCUAUCUCUCAAACCAAAGGACUUCAGUCAAGAACAGCUAUCUCUCAAACCAAAGGACCUCGGUGAUGAAGAGCUGUCCCGCGAACCAAAGGACCUCAGCCACGAAAAGUUAUUCAGCAAACCAAAGGACAUCAGUCAAGAACAGCUAUCUCGCAAACCAAGGGACAUCAGUCAAGAACAGCUAUCUCGCAAACCAAAGGACAUCAGUCAAGAACAGCUAUCUCGCAAACCAAAGGACUUCAGUCAAGAACAGCAAUCUCGCAAACCAAAGGACCUUGGUGAUGAAGAGCUGCCACGCGAACUAAAGGACCUCAGCCACGAAAAGUUAUUUAGCAAACCAAAGGAACUCGGUGACGAAGAGCUGUCCCGCAAACUAAAGGACCUGAGUCACGAAAAGUUAUUCAGCAAACCAAAGGACCUCAGUCAAGAACAACUAUCUCGCAAACCAAAAGACCUCAGUCACGAAAAGCUGUCCCGCAAACCAAAGGUCCUCAGUCACGAAAAGCUAUUCAGUAAACCAAAGGAACUCGGUGACGAACAGCAGUCUCGCAAAGCAAAGGAACUCGGUGACGAAGAGCUGUCUCGUAAACCAAAGGACCUGGGUGAUACAAAGCGUUCUCAAAAUCCAAAGGAUCUCAACAAUGAAAAAGUCGAGAUGCUACCUACUGUAUCUAUUGAUGGACAUGAAGGGAGUAGACCAGAGGCAUUGCGAGCUAAUACACUCCCAGCUAGUAACAAGAUGGAAAAACGCAAGCCACAAGUGUUGCCCAGAAAACUAAAAAUGAAAACUAAAAAUGGUCUUAAAAGCAACGAUGACAGUGGAAAACGUGCACAUAACAACGGAAGCACAGGAAUAACGCUCCAGAAUGUGACAAAAACAGAUGCGCGACCGCAAGGAACGCGAUAUGUUACAAAGCAGGGUCGUGAAGACCAUGCCAAACAAUGUGCAAAGGAAGAUCCAAAAUUUGAGCCAAACGUAAUGUUAAUACAAGGCCUAAACAAAUCCACGAGUUAUGAGACUAUUAUGAACUUUGUGGAGUCCAAAACAAAAGAACAGGUACUGGAAAUCGUUAAGUUGGAAGACGAAACAACUGCUUUAAUAAAACUUGAAAAGUUAAGAGAUUUCGAAAAUGUUAAAGAAAAGAUGGAAAGUCGCAGUCUUGAGGGAGGAAAGGUUACCGUACAUCGAGUACCUGUCUGUUCCAGUAUUCUGGUUCACAAUUUAGCGUCUAACACUACACGCGAUGCUCUGAAAUAUUUCUUCUCUAAUCCACGAAUCGGUGGAGAGGUAACCAGUAUUCAAUAUGAGGAAGGGAACGAAGAAGCUAUUGUUACGUUUAAAGAUCCUAAUGUGAUGCAGAGCAUUUUGAUGUCAAGGUCACAGAAAUUGAACGAUGCAGAACUAAUCGUGGAAAGGUUCAACCCAUCCAUUCAAGAAGCCACAAGGAGGCAGCAUUCUCAUCCUGAAGUUGCAGUAGCUGUUGACAAAGAUGUAAUGGAGUUCAUAUCAGCAACACAUUCUCUCGGAGAGCUCAAGGAAUUGUUGAAAGUACAUGGUUUCACCAUGACGUACGCUUCUGGAGAUUCAAUUGUCUAUUUUGCACCAACAAAAUGUGCCUUGGGCAUUUCGGUCUAUAAAAUUAGAGGAAUAAAAAUUGUGACUGAUUAUAUUAAGAAGUUCAAGGCUAUCGAGCUGGAUGUUGACAAGAAUCAUUGGGAUGCUAUAAUCGUCGAAAUUUCUAAAUUGCACAAAGAGAUCGGAAAGGAAAAGCUUUUGGUCAAAGAAUGUGAAUCCUCGAAGGAAAAAGUCACCAUCAUCUGCCGAGAGCCUGACGCAAAAGAACUGAAAAAGAAGUUUCUGGAUAAAAUUGUCGAAACACAAAGUCUUGAAGCCAAGAAAGCAAAUAAAACAAUGACGAUGGAUAUUGAAAAGGAAAAGCUAAGCCUCUUAAUUAUGACUGGCUAUCAGGAAAAAAUACAUCAUGAGUAUGUCGACCUAGAGUUUAACAUAGAUAAAGCAAAUGGUAAAGUUAUGAUCACAGGGCCAAAACAACAGUGCUAUGAGGCGAAAUUAAAGAUCUGCCAAGAAUUAUCAAACUUUUGCGAAAAGAAAAUUUCAAUUUCAAAGUCUUUCUUGGAGAUAAUGAAUUUCGAAGAAGCAAUUAGAAAAAGAAUAGAAAAGGAGUUUCUGAGACAGCAAAUUUAUGCCGUAUUCCACAUCUGUGAGGGUAAUGCCUUUCUUAUUGGGAUCAACAAGAAAUAUGCUGAUAAAGCAGCUGUUCUCGGGAAGUCACUUAUCGCCGAGGAGAAAAUUAAAGCCAAUGAAGAAAAUAUACAUAUUUUUAAGGCUCAGAAGUGGAUUGAUUUGUGUAACGAAGCCAAGCAAGCAUUCAAAGUCUACUAUCGCAUAAACGAAAACUUUGAUACGUGGAUUGUGGGUAACAAGGAAGACGUUUUAAGCGCCCAAAAAACACUCAAAGCAUUCAUUGAUGAAAACUCGAGUGGAACUGAGAUAUAUUGCAGAUCAGAAAAAGGGGUCAGACGUUACAUAUUAAAAGUCCAAAAAGGCAAACUUGUGGAGAUGAAAAAUGAACAUUCAUUAACCAUCAAUGUAGUAGAAAAAGACUAUACGUUCGUAAUCCGUGGAGCAAAAGCGGGACGUGCUCAUGUACGAGAAGCUCUUCAGCGUUGGGCCGAUUCUGUUUCAAGAGACAAAAAGAAAGUUCAACAGCCUGGUCUUCACAAAUUGAACACUAAUGGAAACCUGGACGGAAUAAUCAGAAAAAUAGAGGACCAACACAACUGUGUAAUAGAGAAACAUGAAAAUGUACCUCAUACCGAAGGAAGGGAAGGAUUAAAAGGCAAUGACAAGAGCCUGGAUACAAUAUCAUCCAAUGAAAGCAGCGAUGCUACUUCACAGGCAGUGUAUUCUAAUGCUAGUGCAUCUGCUGGUUAUAAAAGUAAGAAAUGUGGAAAUGUAACCAUUUCAUGGAAACCAGGAAACAUUGUUACAGAGCAUGUUUGUAUACAAGUAGGUUCAACUAUGGGUAAGCUCUAUGACAUCUUUGUAAAAGCUGGUGGACCCGAGUUUUCAGAAGAACCAAUAAAACAAAGCAAGUCAAGUAAUAACGUGAUCAUAGACAUGCCUGGCAAUCUUCCCUGUAAUCAAGUCAUCCUUCUUUCAUGCUGCGAAUGGGAUCGUGUGAAUGGUGAAGCAGAAAGGAAAUUAAGGUCUAUUUUGAGAGAAUGCCUUCAGCAAGCAUCAAAGCUUAAUGCCGCAUCAAUAGCCUUUCCUAUCAUUGGCACAGGUGAGCUUGGCUUUCCCAAGAGCACGGCCUGCCAAAUAAUGAUUAGUGAAGUGAUCAAUGUCACUUGUCUAUGCGUACCAUCUUCUUUGAGCGACAUCCGCUUUGUAGUUUUUGACCAAGAUGCAGAACUGGUGAAGGCAUUCGAGCAAGAGUUUACACGGGCCUUCGAUCAGUUCCAUAGCCGUGAAACUAGUGGUGGAGGCAUUUUUUCUCCAUUAAAGAAUAUUUUACGAAAAUUUAAACUAUAUCGUAGUUCUGGUCAAGUUUCCGUUCAGGUAGUUCAGGGUGACCUCAUCAACGAAAAAACUGACGCCAUCGUGAACAUCAAUGCUGCUGACAUGAACAUGCACAAGGCAGGCGCAUUAAGCAAAGCUGUUGCAGCUGCAGCUGGACCCGCUGUGCAGACUGAAUGCACCAAAUUAGGUCAACAAACCGCAGGUUCUGCUGUGACAACUGGUUCUGGUAAACUUAAGGCCAAACACAUUAUACAUAUGAUUCCAGGUAAUGCUAGUGUGGAACAAAUUCAGAAAUGCAUCGAGAACUGUCUUCAAACUGCAGACAAUUCCAAUUUUCAGUCUAUUUCAAUACCAGCGUGUGGAACAGGGGUCCUUAAGAUGUCAGCUGCUGAUUCGGCACAAGCUACCUUUCAAGCUUUUGCUAACGUGUGUCCAAAAUUGAAACAUCUUAGGCAAAUACGAAUUGUGAUCUUCCAGUCGGAGUUGCUCUCCGCAUUCAAUAAAAAGCUGAGCGAGCGUGAAUACGAACAUCUAUUAGCGAUAAAAAGUGGGAAACCCGAAAAAGUUGACGAGGCCAAAACUGCGACUAUAGAGUUUAGUGUGUAUGGUGAGAGUAAGAAGGUUGUUCACGAAGCAAUGGCAGCAUUAACCAGGGAAUUGACGGAGGCAUGCAAGACAAUGAAAAUUGAUGACGAGAACAUAUCCAAGCUAUCGGAAGUUCAACGCAAAGUACUGACAGCGAAAGCCAAUGAUCUUGAAGUGGAAAUUAAGUUUGACGACAGCAUACCACGUAUUGAAUUCCGAGGCAAUCCAGAAGAUAUCAUGGAGAUCUACGAACUUUCCUGCAAAGAAAUUCGGGAUAUACAAAAGAGCCUAGACAUAAUUUCAUUACCCACCGAAUGGUGUCCGAUGCCAAAAGAAGAUGGGAAAGAGAAAAUAGUGUAUCUUGUCCCACUAGUGGAUAGCUCGGCCGAGUACCAAAAAGUGCUGAAGCUGUUUCAACAGACAGGGGGAACAGGACGUAUCAUGAAAAUAGAAAGAAUACAAAACCCUCACUUGUACCAGCAGUAUAUGGUCUUUAAACAUAACAUGGACAGAGAUAACGACGGAAUCAUAAAUGAACGGCAAUUAUUCCAUGGGACAGCAAAGGAAAAUCUAAAUGAUAUCAAUGCAAGAGGAUUUAACAGAAUUUUCCGUGGUAUUAAUGGAACUAGAUUUGGCGAGGGCGUGUACUUUGCAAAAAAAGCAUCGUAUUCUCACGUUUACGCAUCGCCUGACGCAAGCAAACACAGACAUUUGUACCUUGCUCGUGUACUCGUGGGAAGAUACACUAAAGGCAACUCGAACAUGAAAGUACCUCCUAAAAACCCCCAAACUAUUGGCCGUUUUGAUUCUACAGCUAAUACAAUUCGUCCUGAUGCAAUCAUAUUUGUAGUGUAUCAUGACUCUCAGUGCUACCCUGAAUACUUGAUUACGUACCAAUAGUUCAGUUGAUAACUUACAACAAUGUAGAUCUUGUAUGCAGUACUCCGUAGGACUGGUCCUGAUUGAAGCAUGUAUUCUGAGUAUUUGAUUACCGUUCCAAUAGUUCAGUUAAUAACCUACAAGUAUGUAGAUCCUGAAUGCAGUACUCCGUAGGACUGGUCCUGAUUGAUGCAUUAUAUUCUGAGAACUUGAUUACGUUCCAAUAAUUAAGCUAAUAACAUACAAGAAUGUAGAUCCUGCAUAACGCACCCCAUAGUACUUGUCCUAAUUGUAGCACUUCUAUAAUGCCCCAUUUUAACUUGCACCCUGAAAUACUAUGUCAAUGGCAAUUUCAAAUUUUCUCGCGGUAUACUUUAAAAAAUAGCACAAAAGCGAUGGAAAGUUAACAAAUUAUAUUGCCAUGGUAGCGAGAUUGCAUAGUUAAGAAUCUGAUGGCGUUAUAUAUAUUUCUCUUUUUACGGAGGCGGCUAAGCGGAAGGGGGAAGCCUGACCACGACAUUAUCAGACCCACCUGGAAACAUUUUCCUUCUCUAUAGUAAUCCGUGUACUAGCAAUUCUAGUUCAAAGUACCCGAAAUGUAUCACAUAGGUUAUUCAGUUUGAUGUUGUUUUUCUUUUUCCUUUUUUUUWUUUUUUUUUUUUUUUUUUUUUUUUUUUUGCUAUGUUAGUUGUCCACUAACGACUACUUACGUAACAAAUUCCCUUCCGUCACAAAAUGCUUUGUCUGUAGUUUAUACACAAAGGGUUUGGGAGGCGUGCAGUCCUAUGCUUGGCCCCCCCCAGCUUCGCCGCUCAUACUUUAUAAUUUUAGACUGCGAUAGGUAACGACGACGUUUCACUUCACAUGUUUAUAUAUAGUAGCUGACAUCAUAAAUAUAGUAUGAGUGAUAUCGCAGCAGUCGCGUUUUCCAACAUAUCAAAUUUUAUUGUAUACUUUUUGAAAUGUUUUGUAUGAGUAGUUCAACAGUAGAAUACCUGAUAAAGACUAGCUAUUGGUAGUAAUACAACAGUCAGACUACGUGACUGUGUUAAUACAGUAAGUAAAUAAUAUGGAAACGACUUAACCAUCGUGUAAAUAGUUUGCAUCUAUUAGAGAUUCCAAGGUUAAGGGAAACAACGGAAGGCGCUGGAAUUGCAUUGAAUUGUGGGGCUGUUUUAGCACAGAUAACCCAGGCUAUCUACUCUUAAUAAGGAAAUGUAUGCAGUAGUAAAUAGAGUUUGCUAAAAUGAUGUAGAUUUCGCUAAGAUUUUGGAAAUAAAAUUUCGAUAACCAGAA